Molecule: messenger RNA, 1335 nt
Organism: Sclerotinia sclerotiorum 1980 UF-70
Lineage: Eukaryota; Fungi; Ascomycota; Leotiomycetes; Helotiales; Sclerotiniaceae
Exons: 1
Coding region: 1-1335 (444 amino acids)
Biological process (GO): transcription by RNA polymerase II
Cellular component (GO): nucleus
Source: RefSeq, a predicted model, not a curated record
AUGGAGUUUCGUGGUGAGAGAUUUACUGUUAAUCUUUCAGAUGAUGAGGAUGAAAUUGAAUCAAGUUCAACUAUCCCAUCGAAUAAUGUCCCUUCAUUUGCAUCUGCUUUCGUCGCAGAUAUUAAAGAACGUUCUACAAAGCCACCAACAGCUCCUCAAUUAAAAACUUCAACAACAGGAUUUCCGGAACAUAAAAAGCGGAUACGAGUAUCGGCGUUCAAAAAACAAAGGGCGGCAAAUACAAAUGAAGCUGUGGCAGAUUCUCCCAAUGCGUUUGGAGUUCCUCCUUCUCAGGGACGUCCAACGGGCGCAGACGCAUCCACGCAGGAUGAUGAGUUCAGUGUCGACAAGGAAAGGAAAAGAAUAGAUGAGGAAAACAAAAUGAGAAUAGCUUCCAUGUCAAAGGAAGAAAUUGAGCAAGAACAAGAAGAAUUACUCGCUACUUUAGAUCCUUCACUAAUUCAACGACUUUUGAAGAGAGCCAAUCUUGAUGAUGGACGUGGAGAUACUGGAAUUGAUCCCCCGUCCUCGACACAAUCUCUCAGUAACGAUGAGAACAAAAUUUCACCUCAGGAAACUAAUGUUGAGGCCAUCCCUGCACCAAAACCAGAAGGCAAGCCAGUUGCGCCUCAAAAAUCAGUGAGAUUUGAAGAAGAUGAAGAGCCGGCAAAUCCCAUAGACCUAAGACCAGCAUCCGAGAUUAGUUCCAGUGUCCCAGAAAUUCCGCAACCAUCUUUACAUUUUCCAACUGCUUCAGCUGUUCCAGACUUAGAUCCGAACGACCCUUCGUUCCUCGAAAACUUACACAAAAAAUACUACCCAUCACUUCCCGCGGACCCUUCGAAGCUUGCUUGGAUGGCACCGAUACCUACACAUGGUUCUGUAGCGGAUCAAGAAUCUCCUUAUUACCCAGCAGCUGAAGCUUUGGCAGCUUCAGCUCUUCGAUAUGACUUUAGGGGUGGUUUAUUGCCGCCAAGAAUUGCAAGAGCUAUGCCAAUUACAAAAGGUCUACAUCAUCAUGGUGAGGCUCCUGAAGCAGCUGGGUAUACAAUUCCGGAAUUAGCAAGGUUAGCUCGCUCUGCAUUCCCAGCUCAAAGAUGUAUUGCAUUCCAAACUCUGGGAAGGUUUCUUUACAGGUUGGGUAGAGGUGAGUGGGGAGAUAGUGGUACUGAGAUGUCGAAGGGCUUAUGGAGGCUUGUGGAAGAGGGUAAAGUUAUCCAAAGUCUUGAAGAGGCUGCCAAUGCCGAAGGGGGGCAUCAAGGUAGCAAGGCCUAUGCGAUAGAAGCUUUAUGGCUAUGGCAGAAAGGGGGUGGACAUAUCUGGAAGGCGGAUUGA